Messenger RNA from Rubroshorea leprosula, 2098 nucleotides. NCBI's taxonomy places the organism in Eukaryota, Viridiplantae, Streptophyta, Magnoliopsida, Malvales, Dipterocarpaceae. The record is from the annotation of a GenBank genome assembly.
CCAGUUUGUACAUUUCAAACGCCAUGACCGCCAUAGCCACUGCUGCGGUUCUGUCUCGGCCAAUCUUUCCAUGUAGAUCAUCCAAGUUCAGUACUAAAAAGGGCAUUAAAGGUGGAUUUAGGGUGUUUGCAGUGUUUGGGGAGGAAGGUGGGUUGGUGGAUAAGAAAACCUCGUGGAGUGCAAUCUUUGAUGUGGAGGACCCAAGAUCUAAAGUCCCACAGUGUAAAGGGAAGUUCUUGGAUGUAAAUCAGGCCUUGGAAGUGGCUAGAUAUGAUAUUCAGUACUGUGACUGGCGUGCGCGGCAAGAUUUACUUGCAAUCAUGCUACUUCAUGAAAAGGUUGUGGAAGUUUUGAAUCCUCUGGCUCGUGAGUACAAGUCUGUUGGGACCAUGAAAAAGGAACUUGCUGAGUUGCAAGAAGAACUAGCUCAAGCACAUAGACAGGUUCAUAUAUCUGAAGCAAGGGUUGGCACAGCAUUAGAUAAACUAGCUUACAUGGAGACACUGGUUAAUGAUAGGCUGUUGGAAGACAGAAGCACAGCAGAAUCCGACUCAGCAUCCCCUUCCUCCACUAAUUCCACUCAGUCAUUGGAUGCUGUGAAGAGAAAGUUGCCUCGCAAAAGCUUGAAUGUAUCAGGUCCAGUUCAACCUUACCAUCCUCGUUUAAAGAACUUCUGGUACCCUAUUGCCUUCUCUGCCGAUCUGAAGGAUGAUAUGAUGAUUCCAAUUGAUUGCUUUGAGGAACCUUGGGUUAUUUUCCGAGGAAAAGAUGGGAAACCUGGAUGUGUCCAGAACACUUGUGCACAUAGAGCAUGUCCUCUUCAUCUUGGUUCAGUAAAUGAGGGUCGAAUCCAAUGUCCCUACCAUGGUUGGGAAUACUCAACUGAUGGAAAAUGUGAAAAGAUGCCAUCUACACGAUUACUUAAUGUGAAAAUAAGGUCUUUGCCAUGUUUUGAGCAAGAAGGCAUGAUCUGGAUAUGGCCUGGUGAUGACCCUCCAACAGCCACACUUCCUUCUUUAAAGCCCCCUACAGGAUUUGAAAUCCACGCUGAGAUUGUGAUGGAACUUCCGGUAGAACAUGGGUUGCUCUUGGAUAACCUUCUGGAUCUGGCACAUGCCCCUUUUACUCACACUUCCACCUUUGCCAAGGGAUGGAGUGUUCCCAGUCUGGUGAAAUUUUUGACACCUGCAUCUGGCCUCCAAGGAUACUGGGACCCAUAUCCAAUUGAUAUGGAAUUUCGACCACCUUGUAUGGUGUUAUCAACCAUUGGGAUAUCAAAGCCUGGAAAACUGGAGGGACAAAAUACCAAGCAAUGUACAACACACCUUCACCAGCUUCAUGUGUGCUUACCUUCAUCAAGACAAAAAACAAGACUAUUGUACAGGAUGUCACUAGAUUUUGCUCCAAUACUAAAGCACAUCCCUUUCGUGCAGUAUUUAUGGAGGCAUUUUGCAGAACAGGUCUUGAAUGAGGAUCUGCGACUUGUAGUUGGCCAGCAGGAGCGGAUGAUUAAUGGAGCAAAUGUCUGGAAUUGGCCAGUAGCUUAUGAUAAACUGGGAGUGAGGUACAGAUUAUGGAGAGAUGCGUUGGAACGGGGAGUGAAGCAGUUACCCUUCAGCAACUCAAUGUAAAUUUUAACCUGAAGGCUAAAGCAUCGGAUUUAGCAUGCCUAAUGGCUUCUUUAGAACCAGUUCUACCCCCUCAGGUGAAAUCAGACAUCGUCUACACGGCAAAGACACUUAUACAAUUGGAUUUGUCACUUGGGAUGAUCCGGCAAAAAACUGUAUAUGAGGUAGAGGGAUUUGGUUCCUGCAUGCAAGCAAGCCCUUGUAAAAUUAGAGAAAACUGUACACUAUUUUUAUAUUUUUGGUGUACAGUUAGGAGCCCUCAUUUUUUUUCAUCUUCUUCCAUAUUCCAGCCCAAUGUAGUGAUCAAUGAUGUUUUGCAGCAUCAAACAUUGAACUUUUGAUCUCCUGUGCCAGGAUUGAUCUAUUGUAUGAUAGCAUCACCAAUAUCCAAUUUAAGUUCCCAAGAUUUGUAAUUACAUUCUUGAACUACAUCCCAGAGUCAGCUCCAUGAUUAAAAAGGGUUAGUCUUU